This is a messenger RNA of Carica papaya (papaya), 644 nucleotides long. Lineage: Eukaryota; Viridiplantae; Streptophyta; Magnoliopsida; Brassicales; Caricaceae. The record is from RefSeq and is a predicted model, not a curated record.
AGAACUGGGACAGGUUUGGCCGGACCACAAGGUCACCAUUUUGCCACUUUGCCUCGUCCCAAUCUAUCUUUUCACCCUCUUAGCAUCUCCGCGUUAUAAAAUCAGUCGCCAGUGAGCUUAUUGCAGCAGAGACGGAGAUAGAAAGAGAGAGAGAGAGAGAGAGAGAAGGGGAGAGAGAAAGAUGUGGCCUUUUAGCGGGAAAGAAUCUGGGUUCUCGGGCUCAUCAACGGCGGAGGAGGUUACUCAGGGGAUAGACGGGACUGGUCUCACCGCCAUUGUUACAGGUGCAUCAAAUGGAAUAGGCACUGAAACCUCACGAGUUCUUGCGUUGCGAGGAGUCCAUGUGAUUAUGGCAGUAAGGAAUAUGGCAGCAGGCAGAAAUGUCAAAGAAGCAAUUGUUAAGGAAAUCCCCACUGCUAAAGUUGAUGCUAUGGAGUUGGAUCUUAGCUCAAUGGCAUCUGUAAAGAAAUUUGCAUCAGAUUUCAAUUCGAAAGGUCUUCAUUUGAACCUCCUAAUUAAUAAUGCAGAAAUAAUGGGCAACUCCAUUCAUGCUUUCAAAGACGAUAUAGAACUACAGUUUGCGACAAACUACUUAGGUAUGUUGGAUAUUUAUAGAGAGGAAGUCUAUAUAUGAUAGUUAGAAG